Molecule: messenger RNA, 666 nt
Organism: Spodoptera litura
Lineage: Eukaryota; Metazoa; Arthropoda; Insecta; Lepidoptera; Noctuidae
Product: NPC intracellular cholesterol transporter 2 homolog a-like
Biological process (GO): sterol transport
Molecular function (GO): sterol binding
Source: RefSeq, a predicted model, not a curated record
AAAAAUAAUGAAUGAAUGCAUCCGUCUUCAAUAGCAGACAAGAUGUUCCGUUUCGUGGUCCUGUUUGCAGCUCUUCUCGCCCUUGCGGCAGCCAACACCACUCAAGUCAGCCAGUGUCAGCACAACCAGGGAGCUCUGCCCCGCAACACGCACAUCCAGGGCUGCACCAGGCCGCCGUGCGCUCUACCGCAGCUGCGAGAUGCCAUCAUUAACAUGGAAUUCGUGGCGCCUCGCCGUAUGACCAGCAUGAGGACUCUCGCCACGGCUUACAUGAGAGUCGGAUCAACAACUAUACCCGUUCCUUAUGACCUGGGCGCAAACUCUGUGACUUGCAACCAUCUAACCAACGCCUCCUGCCCCGUAUCAGCUAAUCAGACCCUGCGUUACACCCUCAGGAUGUUUAUUGAAGCUUUCUUCCCAGUGGGUACUGAGGUCACAGUGGAGUUCCGUAUUGUGGACCAGAGCAACGCUCCCGUCGUGUGCGUCCGAGUGCCAAUCAGAAUUGUUUCUCCUUAAAUCUAACGAUGCUUUCUACAAUAACAAUUUGGCUCUCAUAGCGUAAUUAAAUCUGUAUAACCUUUUAUAGAUAUAAAUAUACAAAUAAAAAACCGUUUCCAAACUUGUCGUUCCGAUUGUUGAAAUAAAAUACUUACUUGCUUUUGUUAA